Messenger RNA from Gymnodraco acuticeps, 1505 nucleotides. RefSeq names its product thymocyte nuclear protein 1 (gene thyn1). The transcript is spliced from 9 exons. The coding region runs from base 300 to 962 and encodes 220 amino acids. Lineage: Eukaryota; Metazoa; Chordata; Actinopteri; Perciformes; Bathydraconidae. Gene Ontology annotation, cellular component: nucleus. The record is from RefSeq and is a predicted model, not a curated record.
UAUUCCUGUUUUUCUCUGAUAAAAUCACAUACAAUUAUACUGAUGCUCACAUCUGCUGAGAAAUAUAGUUUCAUGUCGCUCGUGAAAGUGUUCAUUAGUUGCUCCCUUUGAGGAACUUUGGAGGGUAAGGACUCCAAAGGACAUCUAUCUCUUACAACACAAACGGGAGAAGCUGGCAAUAAAUGAAGUGCACCAAUACGUUUGUUGACGUCACGUGCUGCUGCUUUCACCGCGGGUUUUGAUGGUUGACUGCUUACCGCUGCUUACCUGGAACAUUGCUCAGCUACAGACAGUGAGAGAUGCCACCAAAGACGAGGUCCAGAGUGAGUAAAAGAACAGCAGAUUCAGGCAAAGUCAAUGAGGACGAAAUGGUUGGAGGCAAGAAGAAAGCUGCAGCUUCUGUUGAGCCGUUAAAAACUAAAGAGAGCUCAGAACCUCCGCAGUACAGUCGCUGGCUGAUGAAAUCUGAGCCCGAGAGCCGCUUUGAGAAGGAGAUUGACCUGAAGUUUGGGAUCGAGGAACUGAAGGCUUUGCCUGAUCAGACUGGCUGCUGGGACGGAGUGCGCAAUUAUCAGGCACGCAACUUUAUGAGGCAGAUGAAAGACGGGCAGUUGGCUUUCUUUUAUCACAGCAACUGCAAGGAGCCGGGGAUAGCAGGAAUCAUGAAAAUUGUAAAGGAAGCUUAUGUGGACCACACUCAGUUUGACAAGAAAGAUAUCCAUUUUGAUGCUAACAGUAAAGCAGACAACCCCAAAUGGAGCAUGGUAGACGUCCAAUAUCAAAGAAUGGUAAAGCGUUAUAUUCCUCUGUCUGAGCUGAAGAAGUACCACCUGCAGCACCGAGCCAAGGGAGGGCCUCUGAAGGACGUGGGACUUUUCACCAGAGCCAGGCUCUCUGUGCAGCCCCUAACCACUGAGGAGUUUGAGUUUAUCCUGACUUUGGAGGAUACGGAGCCUUUGUGAGGAUUUGGACCAGAUGAUGUGUAGUAUAGUUGACGGCAACCUCCGAGUCUAGUGGACGAAGACUGGAGGUCUGCGGCCCCCUACCCGCUCUCCUCCCUCGCAGCCUGCUCCAGAGCGCUCUCCGAGGCGGCCGAGCCCUCGAACCUCUGAGAGGCGAUGGCCGCCUGAUGGGACAUGCUCUUCCUCACCACGUCACCCUUCCUCCACAGUGUGAUUUCCUGCAUAGGUUAGGGGAGCACAGGGUUUUGGAUGUUUUUCAGUUAAUAUUACAUUUCAAUGUUUAUUGACUCCUUAUCCAUAGAAAGGUAAAAACAAUGUCAGUAAUCCUCGUGUUGCUCUCAUCAGUGAUUUGACUUUAUUUUAUCAUAUUAUUAUUUACAUGUGUCUAUCUACUGUCAACACACAUGCCAUUAUUAACUAGAGUGGAUUACUGUUAUCUAGUCAGUGUUGUAUAUUUAAAACAAUUGAAUUGAUCUAUUAAACUUUUUGUGAUUUGCUAUACAUUAAAUAAAUAACACAUGUACAAUGUAUAGCUAAAUGAAA